UAUUUUUUCUGGUCACAUCUAAAUUAAAUUUUUUUAUAAUACACGAAUAACUUAAUUAUAAAUCACACGAAUUUCCCCCUCAUUCAUUUACUAAAAUGCAUAUAUAAACCAACCUUCUUGAUGCUUCUCGUAUCCGCGCUCAAGUUCCUCAAAGCAAACUCACUUCUAUGUUAAUGGCGGAUUCAAAUUCCACACCUCUUCUUUCCCAAUACAAAUCCACCGACGAAUCCGAACCUUCAAAGCCUGAGAACCAUCUUCCCUCUCUGGGCUCCACAAUCGAACUCUGCUUAGCAGAAUUCAAUCUCUCCCAAUUCCUCCAAGCCCUUCUCGUCUCCUUUGCUUGGAUCUUCGAUGCCCAACAAACUUUCAUCACCGUCUUCACCGACGCCCAACCAACACCAUCCUCCUCCGCCAGCCACGGCGGCUCCUACACCUCUAUCAUCUCUGAGUGGCACUUAAAUCCCGAUGACCCCAUGCUCAUGGGCCUCCCGGCCUCCUCCUUCUUCGUCGGCUGUCUCGUCGGCGGGCUUGUCCUAUCCACUCUCGCUGAUACGUCCAUGGGCCGCAAGAACAUGCUCUUAUAUUCUUGUCUCUUGAUGUCUCUCUCUUCUUUCCUCGCCGCCUUUUCUUCCAACCUUUGGGUCUAUUCCUGUCUCAAGUUUCUCUCUGGUUUUGGCAGAGCCACCAUAGGUACUUCGGCUCUUGUCCUCGCCACAGAGCUCGUAGGAAAGAGGUGGCGCGGCCAGGUGGGUGUCAUCGGAUUCAUCUGCUUCACUUUCGGCUUCCUCUCACUCCCAGCCAUGGCAUACUUAAACCGAAUCUCCUCGUGGAGAAACCUCUAUAAGUACACAUCCAUCCCAACAAUAUUGUACUGCGUAUUAGUAAAACUCUUCGUAUGCGAAUCUCCUAGAUGGCUCCUCGUACGAGGAAGAACAGAGGAAGCUGUCAAUACACUACGAGGCAUCGCAUCAAUAUCUCAAAGCUCAUUGAAUUUAGCCGUUUCCAAAAUGUCCGAGCCUGAGGAAAGUUGGUACACUAACAUGGAUUUAUACUCGGCGCUGAAGGUUUUGAUGCAGAAGCGAUGGGCUUCAAGAAGAAUCUUAGCCAUCAUGUCAAUGGGUUUUGGUAUUGGCGUGGUUUAUUACGGGAUGCCACUAGGUCUUGGAACGCUGUCGUUUAAUCUGUAUCUGAGCGUCACAUUCAACGCAUUAUCUGAGCUACCAUCGUCUCUUUUAACGUUGAUAAUGAUCGGAAAGGUCAACAGAAGAAGUGUUAUCUUGGUCUUCACCAUCAUAAGCGGGAUUUUCAGUCUCUUGUCAGUGGUUGAGUUAGGGAAGACAUGGAGGAAACUGGAAAUUGUGUCGGAGUCGGUGUCAUUUUUCAGCGCUUGCACUGCGUUUAAUAUAUAUUUGGUGUAUACGACGGAGUUGUUCCCAACGUGUGUGAGGAACUCGGCAUUGGCGAUGGCGAGGCAGGCGGUGGUGGUGGGCGGGGCGGUGAGUCCGGUGCUGGUGGCUGCGGGAAGGAGAGAGAAGUUUUGGUGCUAUGGGGUGUUUGGAUUGGUGAUAGGGUUAAGUGGUGUGUUUGUUGUGUUCUUGCCGGAGACGAAAGGGAGAGCACUGUGUGAUACAAUGGAUGAAGACGGAGAAGGCAAGCAGAGAGCAGUGAGUUCAGACACAUUGGCUUAAAUCUUAAUAAAUGAAGAAGAGUUCAAGUUGUGAUAUAAUUGGGAUAUGGUCCAGUGGUGAGUACGGAUUUGGAUUCGGUCAAGAUAAUUGACAUGGUAUUGAAUGACUGUAUCAUACAUAUAAACUAUUAAAAUUUAAAUUAAUAAUUUUAAAUUUA
This is a messenger RNA of Prosopis cineraria, 1845 nucleotides long. RefSeq names its product organic cation/carnitine transporter 3-like. The record is from RefSeq and is a predicted model, not a curated record. Lineage: Eukaryota; Viridiplantae; Streptophyta; Magnoliopsida; Fabales; Fabaceae. Gene Ontology annotation, molecular function: transmembrane transporter activity. Bases 168 to 1688 code for a protein of 506 amino acids. Gene Ontology annotation, biological process: transmembrane transport. Gene Ontology annotation, cellular component: membrane. The transcript has a single exon.